Phoenix dactylifera (date palm) is the source of this 1799-nucleotide messenger RNA. RefSeq lists its product as uncharacterized. NCBI's taxonomy places the organism in Eukaryota, Viridiplantae, Streptophyta, Magnoliopsida, Arecales, Arecaceae. The record is from RefSeq and is a predicted model, not a curated record.
CGCAAGCAUACUCAGAAGAAUAAAAUAUUUCGGAGACUCCUGAAACAGCGCCGGCCUGCGCGCCGUCAACCCUAGUUGCACUACAGGCUUCUUUUCACCGGUCUCCGCAGCUUGGUGGAGGCGGCGGCGAAGGAGCGCGGGUGAAAGACGGGGGAGCAAUGCGAUUUGUGGUGACGAAAGCCUGCGGCGGGGGCGGGAGGGCUCGGGCGGGCGCCCUCUAUGUCGGGAGCUGCCCCACCCCCAUCGAGACCCCGGCUCUCCUGCUCUUCACGAAGAAAGGCCUGCCCACCUUCAUCUCCCGCGACCUCCUCGCCUCCCUCCCGUCCCCUGACUCCCGUCUUCUUCACGUCAGCCCGCUGCAUUUUUUGGAAUGCCCUUUACCAAGAACAAUUUCAAAUAUUGGAGGAUUGCAUCAGAUGCUGGGAUUGCACGAAUGCAUCUUUGUAGCUGCACCAAGGGAUUCAAUUGAGAGCCUGCCAGAGAGUGAAGGCACCAAUAAGCUUGGACCUUCUUUUGAAACACCAUGUGGUCGCCGUUUGGUGAAGCCUAAAGAAUACAUGGAAAUGAUUUCUUCAUUGAAGCCCAACUUGUGGGCUAGUUUGGCAGAUGAGGUGCCUGCUUGGGUUUCUGAAAAGAGAAAUAAGACUUCUGUGGACAGAACAUUGCAUUGGCUUGAUGAUUGCCUUGCUUUGGAUCCGGCAGGUGGAGCAAACAUUUUGGGAGCUAUUGUUGGAGGGUCCUCUAUAGAAGAACGAAAACGCUGUGCAACCAAAGUAGCGAUGCAAAAUGUAUCAGGUUUCUGGAUUGGAGGCUUUGGACUUGGAGAGAGUAUGGAAGAGCGUCCUGCUUUGCUCAAUUCAGUUAUGGAUAGCUUACCGGAGAAAAAGCUUCGCCAGAUAUCUGGACUCUCUCUUCCAGAGGAGGUUUUGCAGGGUGUGGCUGCGGGCAUUGAUCUAUUUGAGUCCACGUAUAUUUACCAUCUUACACUUGGAGGAUUUGCACUUACCUUCCCACUUGACAUUGUUGAGAGAGAUAUCAUGCACUCCCAGCUAAGUGAUACAGGUAGUGACUGCACAAAGAUAAAUCUGCGGGCGACGAUUUACAGGAAAGAUACAACACCUAUCGUCGAAAACUGCAGCUGCUUCACAUGCCAGAAUCACACACGAGCUUACAUCAAUCACUUGCUCAAUGUUCAUGAAAUGCUGGCUCAGAUCCUACUAGAAAUACAUAAUACUCACCAUUAUCUGGCUUUUUUCCACUCAAUACGGGAAGCAAUCAAGGGUGGAAAGUUUGAUUUGUUUCAUCGGAGAUUUAUCGAUGGAAGGCGCGCCCAUGUGACCUCAGCUGUUCCAUGCUCAUAAAUGCUCAUCCUUUUCACUUUGAACAAGCUUGCUUUACCAUGAGAACUGAUUAUCUUUUUCUGAACUUUUUGAUUCUUGAAUUUAGGCAAGGAGUCAUUAACAAGCUAUAAAGGUUUUAUUUAUUUAUCUAUUGUAAAAGGAUGACAUAUAAAUCAAAGGAGAAAAUAGGGGCAGCUUCCAGCAGGAGAGAAGACAACGGAAGCAAGAAUGAAGAAGGUUUGGCAGCCCUCAGAUAGCAUAUAAUAUUAGUUGGGAAGUCCCAUUGCAUCAAAUCCAUAUCUUUAUAGCAGUUAAACAGUUAUUUAUGUACCGUUGCCUUUCUUUAUAAUUUACAUCCAUACACAAUGCUUGGAUUAUUAAAUUAUUCUUCAGUUAUUCAUAACCUUUCCUGGGCAGAUGAUUUGCAGAAAAUUUCCCAAUAAUCAGUUUUAUUUUUCA